Molecule: messenger RNA, 3215 nt
Organism: Drosophila montana
Lineage: Eukaryota; Metazoa; Arthropoda; Insecta; Diptera; Drosophilidae
Product: cilia- and flagella-associated protein 58
Exons: 4
Coding region: 122-2791 (889 amino acids)
Cellular component (GO): cytoskeleton
Source: RefSeq, a predicted model, not a curated record
UUUAUUUUUUUUUUUUUGCGCGCUUUUUACCAAUUUCUUUCGUUGCUUUGCAGUUAUUUUUGCUGUUGCAUUAGUUUCACGUGUUUUCAUAUUUGUCGCACUCCAUUCUUAAAGGACGACCAUGCCGGACCGGAAGCUGCGCAAAAAGAAAACCGUUGAAAAAUCGGAGUCGACUUAUUGGCGUACAAUGAUGCACGAUGAAAAAUACGCCGACCAGGUGGAUGCAGCGCAAUUGGAUCUGAUUGAGGAUUUGAACGAAGAUUUCUUUGGCAUAUCGUACGAGCUGGUGCAGCAUCUGGUGCCUUUAAAUACCUUUGUGGCCAGCAAGGUGAAGCGCUUCGUGGACAUUUUGGCCAGAUUGCAUGCAUACUACGUGGACGAGGUGGAAGCUGCCAAGGACACGCAGGCGAAAGUCGAUGCCGCAAAUACAAAGCUACAGCUCGCCAUUGAGGCGUCUGCCGAUUCACAUAAUUUGAUGAAGCGACUGCGCGAAUCGUUGGCCGAGGCCUGGCGCACAGCCGAUGCGGUCGAAUAUCGCGAGGCCCUGGCGCGGAACACUCAAGUGGACUAUACCACAAAGGAAAAUCAUGCCAAGAUAUUGCAAUCCAAUGACAAUCGUUAUACCAAGGAUAUGCGCAUACGCGGUGUUGUCUUUCGGGAACGGGAUCGUCUGGCCAGAGAGCUGAAAGAAUACCAAAAGCGCCUGGAAACGAAUCGCUUCUAUGCCGCUUCCCUGGAGGCCAUCAUUUUAGAUCAUCGCACUACGAUUAAGUCUCAGCAACAUCGCGUUAAGCAGCUCGAAUCGGAUUUAUAUGGCCUAGAGCACAAGAAACGUCAAAUUGUGGAGGGCCUGCAGGAUAAGGUCAUCAGUCAGCGCAAGGAACUGGAGUAUCUGAAUGCAGUGAAUCAGGAUAUGCACGUUUUUGAGAACAAAUUUCAUGAGACCUCGACCCUUAAUAAUAAUCUAGGACAGGCAAUCGAUCGGCUCUCGCAUGAGAACUACAAUUUGAUGAAGAUCAAUCAUCAAAUGGACGAGGAGCAACGUUACACCAAUGCGGUACUCAAAAAUUUGGAAUCCACCAAUAAAGCGCUGCUGCACAAAAAGGAUGAAUUGGAGCGAGCAAUUCGACUAAGUCACAACGAUAAGAAAAAGAAAGCCGAAAUCUAUAUGCUGCUCAAUCGUCGAUUCCAUCAGCUGUCCAAGAAGAACGCCGAAUACGCUGAGCAGGAGACGUACAUAAAUAACGAGCUGACUGCGCUCGAAAAGAAACUGUUGGUGACCAACGGGCAACUGGAGGAUAUGAUACGGCAGAAGGAGGAUAUCACACGGUCUUAUAAAAAGUUGCAAACGGAGAUGGUAAAUCAUAACGAUGCGAUGGCUGUAUUGCGGCACGAUCUGGUCGUGCAACGCAAUCGUAUGCAGGAUGUGCAAAUCCAGCUGGGUCGGGCGAACAAAAUGUUGGACGACAAGGAUAUAAAAAUACAUAAGAUAAAGAGGGAGGUCAACGAGCUGCAGGUAGAGGGCAAUGAGCUGAACAAGACAAUCGAGUCAUUGGAAGGGAAAAUGGCACGAAAGACGGAGAAACUGGCGGAAGUUAGGGAGCAGCUGGAACAUAAGCACGAGAGCUAUCUGAAGGCCAAAAAACAAAUGGAAUUUGUGCACAACGAGAAGAUAAUGCUGGAGAAGAAUCUGGACAUGUGCGGCCGGGCGAGGCAGAGAUUGGAGGAUAUCAAUGGCAAGCUCAGCUUUCAGAUCAAUCAAUUGUGCCAGCAAUUGGCCACCAACGAGAAGGAAAUAGUCAUGCAAAAGAAUCGCAUCGAUCAGCUGGACAAUCUGGUGAAGCACAAGCAGAACGAGAUUCAUGCCAAGGAUCGCCAGCUGGAGCGCAUGCGCACCGAUCUGACCGAGAUGAAGAUGCAUGGGGAGCAGCUGCAGCACACCAUCGAGCAGGAUGAGAAGCGUUUCAAACAGAUCACCAUCAGCCUGGACGAGGUCAACAAGGAAAAGACACUGGUCGGCCAGCAAAUGGUACGACGAAACGGCGAGCUGCGCGUCCAGCAGGAACGGCUCGCCAUGAUGCAGCUGGCAAUCAAGCGCGGCACCAUGCAGUACAAUCAGCGGGUGGACGAUAUACGACUGCUCAAAACGGAGAUCACCAAUCUGUCCAUGUCCAACGAGUGCUUGCGACGUGCCCUCAACGAUACGUCCAACAUGCGCCACGAGGUUGUGCGGCUCGAGCGUCAGCUCAAUCGUGAACGCCUGCACGUGGCCGCGUUCACGGAGGAGAUGAAGUAUCCAUAUCGCAUACAUCGCUGGCGUGUGCUAAUCGGCAAGGAUCCGUGUAAAUAUCAAUUGAUACGCAAAAUACAGGUGCUGCUCAAGCGCAACAUACGGCUCAGCGUGGAGCGUGGCAAUAUGGAGCGUCGGGUGCAGGAUAUACAGCGACUAUACGAUACGCUCAAGGAGCAGCUACAGCAUAUGCCCGAUCCCGAUACGGUGAAGCGUCUCUGGCUGCAGCAGCAAAUCAAUCAGCGGCAGCGCCGCAAGGUGAAGGCGAUGCGAGCCGAGCUGGCCAUCAAUGAGAUUGAUCUGAAGUCGCGGGAAUUCAUCAUUGAUGAGUUUCAGCAGGUGAUCCAAAAGGAGCAACUGCUGCAGCAGCCCAACACAGCGAUCGAUCAGCUACUUAAAAUAGUCUCCGUAUCGCGCAAAGGCCGUGCCCACAAGCACCAGCAGGUCUUCCACAUGGGCUCCAGCGAGCUUUGCGGCGACUUUGCAUACUCCACCGCUUGAAAGGAAAGCCAACGACUGUAGCUUUUAGCUGGUAUAUGUGCAUUUAUUUAGGCGAUCCUCUAGAGCAACGUGCUGAUCACCUUGAAGCCGGCUCCCAGGGUGCGUGGCAGCUGCGCCGGUGCCGAGUAGCAAUGCGCCUGCAUCUGCUCCCAUAGUUGACGCUCCUCCAGAAGCUUCUGUUUGCGUCGCUUCUCCUCCAGCAGCUGCGUCUUGGUCUGCGCCAGGCUGCCGCGCAGCUCAACCAGCUGCUGGGCGUUGCAUUUCUCGCCAGCCUCCCGGGCACUCAGCUCGGCCAUGAGCACCUUUAGCUUCCGAUCCUUGGCGGAUACGCAGGCCUGCAGGCGAAACAAGGCCACAAAAGCGGCAGAAUACGAAGAUAUGUAAACUAUUAUUUACUACGAACAGAUUAUAUUUUUAAUAUGAA